Messenger RNA from Hemibagrus wyckioides, 3192 nucleotides. Its product is annotated as elongation of very long chain fatty acids protein 6-like. The transcript is spliced from 4 exons. Gene Ontology annotation, cellular component: endoplasmic reticulum membrane. NCBI's taxonomy places the organism in Eukaryota, Metazoa, Chordata, Actinopteri, Siluriformes, Bagridae. Bases 458 to 1123 code for a protein of 221 amino acids. The record is from RefSeq and is a predicted model, not a curated record. Gene Ontology annotation, biological process: fatty acid elongation, saturated fatty acid; sphingolipid biosynthetic process; fatty acid elongation, monounsaturated fatty acid. Gene Ontology annotation, molecular function: fatty acid elongase activity.
CAAUGAAUCAAUCAAAGAGUCAAUGAAUCAAUUAAAGAGUCAAAUGUCGAAUAUUCCAUUGCAUUACAAGUCUUUUUUUAGCAUUCUCUUAAUUUUUUAGAAAUGCAAACAAUUCUAUCUGUGUAUCUGUGAAGUAUAGCAGUAAAUGUAAAGCAUCACAUUUCUUUCUUUGCUGUUCUUUUUAACUAUCCCUCCCUCCCUCCCUCCAUGUCUCCAUCCCUCCAUCCCUGGUAUCUGCACUGUACUUUAAAUGGAGGUUCUUUGAGAAAUGUGUGUGUUUCCUCAGCUGUGUUUCUGCCUGUAGCUCCGUCUGCACCUGAGACCUGAGACGUGAAGUUUUACCCUACGUUUUUAUCUAGAAGGUCCAGUGUGAACAGCAGUCCUGUGCACUGUCAGGACAGUGUCCUUUGUGCUGUGUUCUGUGUACGCCGUGGUCAUCUUCCUCGGCCGGUUCCUGAUGAGAGACAGACAGAAGCUGGACCUGAGGGUUCCUCUGGUGCUCUGGUCCCUCAGCCUUUCUGUGUUCAGUACAAUAGGCUCAGUGCGUACAGGCUCCUACAUGCUGCACCUCCUAAGUUCUGGAGGAUUCAGAGUGACGGUGUGUGACACCACCUUCUACAGCGCCCCCAUCAGCAAGUUCUGGGCCUACGCCUUCGUCCUCAGCAAGGUGCCCGAGUUCGGAGACACAGUGUUCAUCGUCCUGCGUAAGCAGCGUCUGAUCUUCCUGCACUGGUAUCACCACAUCACGGUGCUGCUGUACUCGUUUUACACCUAUCGAGAGCAAGCCGCAGGAGGCUGCUGGUUCAUCACCAUGAACUACACCGUGCACGCGCUCAUGUAUGGCUACUACGCCGCCAAAGCGGCCGGCCUUCGUCUUCCUCGGCCCUGCGCCAUGAUCAUCACCACCCUCCAGACUCUACAGAUGGCUCUGGGCCUGAUGGUGCUGGCGCUGGUGUACGUCUGGCAGAACGACACCUUGUGCAGAUCCAGCGACAGCAACAUCACCUGGGGCUCGAUCAUGUACCUCAGCUACCUGCUGCUCUUCUCUUCCUUCUUCUACAAGUCCUACGUGAAGGGAGGGGCGAAGGACACGGCCGGGGAGAGGCGAGUUAAAGCCGAAUAGUGUGCGAUGGCCACAUUGGGUGCUGUCUUAUCUAUCUUCUAUCUCUCUGUGAAUCGUUGGGUCUCUGGUGUGAAUGGAUCAGGUAACAGGUUAACGCUGUAUGAUUAGCAUCACAGACAAAUGUGGUGUUUUGUUGUCGCUGCAACUAAAAUCGUUCCAAAGACAGAGGUCUAGAUGACGCUCGCUGAAAAAUCCACCAAUAGGAGAACGGCACAGGAUGAUGCACUACAAACUCACACUACAUCUACAUGGUAAUACAUCAUCAUCAUCAUCAUCAUCAUCAUACACUAAACACUGCCCCCUGGUGGUCUAAAUCAACACUGUGUCUAAUCUAAUGCCACAACACGCGUCUCACAGUCAUCACAUUCGGUUAUAAAGCUGUAAUAUGGUAUAGCACCUGGUGCACUGUCUAACCAGAUUCCUGUGAAUCUAAUCUCUUUACAUUUUAAACAGAACCUGGAAUCUGAUCUUGUAUCAGACUCUCUCUCUCUCUCUGAGGUUCUGAGGCACUCCAUACCAUGGUCUUUAUUUAAAGUCUUUUUCUGUAUCAUGAUCACAUUACAGAGCGACUGUUAGACUCUAGAGCUAGAUUUCUAGACUCUUAUCAACUGCUUUCAUUUAUGUAUUCCUCUAUAAAUCUGUUAAUCUAUCUGUAUAUCCAUCCAUCCAUCCUUACAUCCAUCCAUCUUCUCAUCUAUAUAUCAGUCCAUUUAUCUGCCUAUCCUUCAUACAUGAAUCCAACAGUAUACCCACCUAUCUGUCCAUCCAUAUGACAGCAUGCCCAUCCAUCCAUCUGUCCAUCCAUCCAUCUGUCCAUCCAUUUGCUAAUCCAUCCAUCCAUGCAUGAAGCCAACAGUAUAUCCACCUAUCUGUCCAUCCAGAAGACAGAAUACCCAUCCAUCCAUGAAUCCAUCCAUCCAUGUAUCCAACAUUAUACCCACCUAUUUGUCCAUCCAUAUGACAGCAUACCCAUCCAUCCAUUUAUCCAUUCAUUACAGUAUACCUGCCUAUCUGUCCAUCUGUAAGACAGCAUGCCCAUCCAUCCAUGAAUCCAUCAUUCACUCUGUACAACUGUGCUCCGUUCAUUUGCCCAUGCAUCCAUCCAUAAAUCCAACAGUAUACCUGUAUCUGUCCAUCUGUAAGACAGCAUACCCAUCCAUCCAUCUAGAAAUCCAUCCAUCCAUCUGUCUAUCCAUGAAUCCAACAGUAUGCUAUGUCUAUCUGUCCAUCCAUACAACAGCAUACCCAUCCAUCCAUCUAUCAAUCCAUCCAUCCAUCCAUCUGUUUAUCCAUGAAUUCAACAGUAUACCUGUCUAUCUGUCCAUCCAUACAACAGCAUACCCAUCCAUCCAUCUAUUAAUCAAUCCAUCCAUCCAUCCAUCCAUCCAUCUGUCUAUCUAUGAAUUCAACAGUAUAUCUGUCUAUCCACACUACAGCAUACCCAUCCAUCUAUCCAUCCAUCCAUGAAUCCAACAGUAUACUCAUCCAUCUGUCUAUCCAUCCAUCAGUGUAUAUAAGGGAAUGAUUUAUAAUCACACUGUCUAGUGUCACCCAGAUGUGGACGAGGUUCCCUUCUGACCCUGGUUCCUCUCAAGGUUCUUUCCUUGUAUUGUCUCAGGGAGUUUUUCCUCACUACGGUCUCCUCUGGCUUGCUCAUUAGGGAUAAAUUAUCAGGUUUACCUCACAGCUCUGGAGAUGGGGGUUUGAUUCCUGUCUCCACAGUGUGUAUAGUGGAGUUUGUAUGUUCUCCCUGUACUUCAGAUUCCUUCUCAAGUCCAAAGACAUGUUUAAAAGUUAGAUGCUGACUGGCAUCUCGAAACAUUCCGCACUGUAGUGUAGUGUGUGUGUGUGUGUGUGUGUGUGUGUCAUUGUGUAUGUCCAGGUUCUCUGUGUAGGAUAAACACUAAAAAAUGAAUGGAUGAAUCAUUUAAACAUUUUAUUUUUACAUCUCGGAGAAACUACCUGUAAACUACUGUACUGCUUUUUAAAUUCUUCUUUUUUAAUUCUUCUCAUGUUGAAAAUGUUUUCUAACAACUGUCUAAAAGAGAUUAAAGUUUUUAAUCUGAAAA